Messenger RNA from Enhydra lutris kenyoni (northern sea otter), 777 nucleotides. RefSeq names its product olfactory receptor 49-like. The record is from RefSeq and is a predicted model, not a curated record. Gene Ontology annotation, cellular component: membrane. Lineage: Eukaryota; Metazoa; Chordata; Mammalia; Carnivora; Mustelidae. The coding region runs from base 1 to 777 and encodes 258 amino acids. The transcript has 2 exons. Gene Ontology annotation, biological process: G protein-coupled receptor signaling pathway. Gene Ontology annotation, molecular function: G protein-coupled receptor activity; olfactory receptor activity.
AUGCUGCACACCUCUGAUUGGCCACCCCCAGCGGAUGUCAGAGGAGCCGUGAGGAACCACACCACUAUCACUGAGUUUGUCCUGCUGGGGCUCUCAGAUGCCUGUGAGCUACAGAUGCUCAUCUUCCUGGGGCUGCUCCUGACCUACCUCCUCACUCUGCUGGGGAACCUCCUCAUUGUGGGCAUCACCCUUAUGGACAGGCGCCUCCACACCCCGAUGUACUACUUCCUCCGCAACUUUGCUGUCCUGGAGAUAUGGUUCACCUCAGUCAUCUUCCCCAAGAUGCUGGCCAACAUCCUGAAUGGAUACAAGACCAUUUCCCUCCCUGGCUGUUUCCUACAAAGUUUUCUCUAUUUCUUCCUGGGCACCACCGAGUUCUUCCUACUGGCACUCCUGGAGCUCAUAUGUGCAGACACGAGUCUGAUAGAGCUCCUGGGCUUUAUUACGGCCAUCUUCAGUUUACUGGGCACGUUGUCCGUGACGGCCACCUGCUAUGGCCACAUCCUCCACAUCAUCCUGCGCAUCCCCUCAGCCAAGGAGAGGCAGAAAGCCUUCUCAACGUGCUCCUCCCACAUCAUUGUCAUGUCUCUCUUCUAUGGCAGCUGCAUCUUCAUGUAUGUCCGGUCAGGGAAGGGCAAUGAGGGAGAGGACAAAAACAAGGUGGUAGCCUUGCUCAACACCAUGGUGACCCCGAUGCUCAAUCCCUUCAUCUACACUCUGAGGAACAAACAGGUGAAGCAGGUGUUUAGGGAGCACGCAAAUAGACUCUUCUUAUAA